Molecule: messenger RNA, 1558 nt
Organism: Chinchilla lanigera (long-tailed chinchilla)
Lineage: Eukaryota; Metazoa; Chordata; Mammalia; Rodentia; Chinchillidae
Gene: Rpp14
Product: ribonuclease P/MRP 14kDa subunit
Exons: 6
Coding region: 198-572 (124 amino acids)
Biological process (GO): tRNA 5'-leader removal
Cellular component (GO): ribonuclease P complex
Source: RefSeq, a predicted model, not a curated record
UCAUAUCCGGCGGCCCGUCUCGCAUCCGGGGGCGGGCCAGAAGGAAGCCAAAGGCAAAUACACCUGAAGUAUCCGGGGCUCAAGCUGUACUCACUGUGUGGGCCCUCCACACCUUGGCACAUUCGUUCAACGGACGGGAGUCAGGGGAGGCGCCAGGCUAGUCCGGCGGAAAGCGGGUGUGAUCAGCUUUGGAAAAGAUGCCAGCAUCAGAUGCCACGUAUGAAAGAAUAGUUUACAAAAAUUCCUCAGAGCACCACUACAUGAAGGUCUGCCUAGAAUUUCAGGAUCAUGGAGUUGGACUAAAUGCCGCACAGUUCAAGCAGCUGCUUGUUUCCUCUCUGAAGGACCUGUUCGGGGAGGUUGGUGCUGCCUUACCUGUGGACGUCCUGACCUAUGACGAGAAGACCUCAUCAGCCAUCUUGCGAGUGUGUAGCAGCGGUAUGGCCAAAUUGUGGAGCUCUUUGACCCUGCUAGGAUCCUAUAAAGGCAAAAAAUGUGCUUUCAGAGUGACUCAGGUUUCUCCCUUCCUCCUUGCUUUAUCUGGUAAUAGUAGGGAACUGGUAUUGGAUUGAAUAGUCUUCAAUUUCAGAAAGUUUUCCUCUGCUCCCAAAAGUACUUUUUGGUGACUUCACAGUUUGAAUACAGCAGCAGUCUUAAAGACCCCGUUGAAGAAAUUGGAAGAUGUCAAAGAUGUUCCCAGUAAAACCCAACCAUCCGCUUUGGUGGGGUGGACUUCGGAGGAGAUUCUGCCUGAGUCGACCAGUGCUGAGCAGACAGCACUUUGAGCUCGUGCAUGUGAGAGUUGGAGACCGAGCUGAACUCAGCAGGGCCUUCACACGGAGGGACGUGGUUGCCUUCUCAGAGUUAACUGGAGAUGUCAAUCCCUUACAUUUAAAUGAGGAGUUCGUGAAACACACCAAGUUUGGAAAGACAGUCGUACAUGGAGUUUUGAUCAAUGGACUGAUCUCAGCUCUCUUGGGUACUAAAAUGCCGGGACCAGGUUGUGUGUUUCUUUCUCAGGAAAUUAACUUUCCAGCUCCUUUAUAUAUUGGAGAAGUUGUUUUGGCUUCUGCAGAAGUGAAAAGACUCAAGCGUUUUGUUGCUGUUAUCGAAGUGUCGUGUUCGGUAAUAGAAAGUAAAAAGACUGUUAUGGAAGGCUGGGUUAAAGUUAUGCUCCCAGAAGCUCCCAAAUCCUGAAAUGUGUGUUGCAAGUUCAAACACCAGUGCUGUUGUUAUUAAAGAAGCACCUGAGGACAUGGGCUGCUGCCCGUCACUAAGGUGUGGCUGACAGACCCAGAAGCCGUGUUGAGGAAGGCGAACAGUGGGAUGUGUUCAAAUACCUGCUUUCCAGUUCGGCUUUAUACCUCACCCAGACUUGAGUACUUGGAAGAUUUCAUCUUCUACCUAGUUAGACUUGCAUUUACUGGCAUCUCCCUGUAUCUGUAGAAUUUUCUAACUGAAUUUAUAACUGUCAAGGACUUAAUUAGGGAAGGAAACAAGGAAGUUGAGUUGUCUUUGAACACGUACCCAUUACCAGUAAAUAUUCUUAGAUCCUUUC